This is a messenger RNA of Colletotrichum destructivum, 2914 nucleotides long. RefSeq names its product Putative calcineurin-like phosphoesterase domain, ApaH type, metallo-dependent phosphatase. Gene Ontology annotation, cellular component: endoplasmic reticulum. The coding region runs from base 584 to 2695 and encodes 703 amino acids. The transcript is spliced from 2 exons. Lineage: Eukaryota; Fungi; Ascomycota; Sordariomycetes; Glomerellales; Glomerellaceae. The record is from RefSeq and is a predicted model, not a curated record. Gene Ontology annotation, biological process: GPI anchor biosynthetic process.
AUCGUGGUUUCGUGAAUUGCAAUGGCGCCUCGAUGCAACCUCUCCUCUCUCGUUUCUCUCUUUUCUCGCCACGCGUCUUCUUUGUUUUCGGCUUUUCUGCUUGUCUCCCAGUUCCGCAGCUCCAACCAAGACUUGGGCAGUUUACCAGCUCUCCGACGCAGGCGCCCGAUAGCCGAAAUAUACCACCCGACAGUAGACACGUUUUCCCCCCUUUACUUUUGUAUCGAAUUGGCGAAUUGCCCCUUGCCAAAACCCCGACGUCGUUUCCUUUCCUUACAUUUCGCACGUUUCCUCCCCCGGUUGUAGGACGUAUAGUGAGCGUAUCCACCAUCUGAAUUACUCAACCAGCAUCCCCCUCCUCUUUCGACCAAGCUACCGACGACGAUCGCGCGAGCUCCCGUAGAGCCACCCGCACCCACAUACCAGACACUGGGACACGCCAGCCAGCCCACCUCACUCACACCUCUAGUCGGGAUCUGCGGCGCCAGUCCAUUCCGGGACCGUCCAGUGGGGGAGAGCAGGAGAGCGAAGGGGGAAAAAGGGGAGCGCGGCGCUACAGGGGAAUGGCAGGCGAGCGCACAGCAUGGCUCCGCCUCACAGCACCGGCAAUGGCUACACAUACAAGGGGUCCAAGUCUGCCGCUGCCUCUCUGCCUUUUCAACACUACAAUGACGCCAGCUUCCGCGCCCGCCUCCGACCCGUGAUUGUUGUCGUAGUGCGAUUGCUGAGAUCAAUCUGGAUCUUUUGGCGCACCCGCGGAAAACGACUGGCGGCCAAAAUCAUGCGGCAAACCGGCUGGCAGCUGAGGCAGAACUUGACCGCGCGCCGCCUCCUGAGCUUCCCGCACCUGCUGGUGUGUCUGUGGUUCCUUGUGCUGCUCUGGGGCGAGCAUUGGGUUUUUAAGAAUCGAGUUGCCGACUGCAAAUGGAGCAAUUGGGAGAGCUGGCCUGCCGGAUCGAGUCCGCAUCACCUUGUCCUCGUCGCCGACCCCCAGAUCAUCGACCCAAAAUCCUACCCCGGCCGCCCGUGGCCAUUGUCCGACCUGACAGUCUUGAUAACCGACAACUACAUGCGAAGAGGGUACCAGCAGCUCCAGUCACAGCUGCAGCCCGACUCGCUGUUCCUCCUUGGCGACCUCUUUGACGGCGGACGAGAGUGGAAGACGGCGCACAGCGACUUCAAAGACCCCGACUGGGCCGUCAGCAGGCGACCCAACAACGAAAAGGAUCAUGUCAAGAACUGGAACAAAAACUACGGCCAGGAGUUCUGGCUCAAGGAGUACGAGCGCUUUGGCGACAUUUUCUUCAAGGACUGGAAUCUCGGCGGCACCAAGGCGGGCGACUGGCAGAGGGGGCGCAAGCUGGUCGCUAGCCUGCCCGGAAACCACGACCUGGGCUUCGGAGACCAGGUCAAGGGGUCCGUUCGGGAGCGCUUCAACACCUUUUUCGGCGACGUCAACCGCGUUGAUGUCAUCGGCAACCACUCCAUCGUCUCCGUCGACACUGUUUCCCUGAGCGCGAGCGCCUCGCGGCAGGCCGGUGUAGACCUCAAAGCGAUCCACGCGCCCGCCGACAUUUUCUUGAAGGAUGUGCAGUUCACCAAGCGCAAGGCCGUCGAGAAAGAGCUGAGGUUCUGGAGGGGCGACCUGGAAGGCGUCGCCUACGGGCACGAGGUCGAGGACUUGGACACGGCCGACGCAACAGUGCCGACGAUCGUACCGGGGGAAGACGGACCCGAAUUCCCCACCAUUCUCCUUACCCACGUGCCUUUGUACCGGGACCCCGGGACGCCUUGCGGACCGCAACGAGAGCAUUGGCCGCCAACCAAGCCGCCCAAGGGGCAAAAGGGUCCCAUCGUCCCGGAUCAUCGCAACGCCAUUUCGGUCUCGGCCGGCUAUCAAUACCAGAACGUUUUGAAUGAGGAUGACUCGGUCCGGCUCGUCAAGAGUGUCGGCAAUGUCGUCCACGUCUUCUCGGGCGACGAUCACGAUUACUGCGAGAUUGUCCAUUCUCCCGAGAAGGAAAACGUUCGCGAGAUCACCGUCAAGAGCAUCAGCAUGGCCAUGGGCGUCCCCACCCCCGGAUUUCUCAUGGUCAGUCUGUACAACCCAGUGGACGGUAACGGCAAACCACUGCCCGGGGCCCCGGAGAAGACGUUGCAGACCCAUCUCUGCCUGCUGCCGAAUCAGCUCGCUACCUACGCCAAGUAUGCCGGGCUCGCUUUCGUCACCAUCGUUGCCAUCAGCAUCAGGUCGUUCCUUGUGCCUGUUCUCAACCUGACGCCGUUCGCGUUACAGCCAGAGCAGCCGCAAGGCGCCAUCCUACCCACAAUCAAGGACAAGGCCGAGGAUAACGGCACUUACAACAUGCAUUCGACAUCGGCGACGUCCGGGUCUCGGUUCCUCACAUCGUCAUCCUCACGGACUAGGAGCGGUUCCAUCCGGUCUAACGGCUCUGCCCCCAUUCCGCCGCCUAAGAUCAAGCCUAAAAAGCAAGGAUGGAGCCACCGCGCGCCUCGGAUCGACAUCUUCCAGGACGACUUCUACGGCACGACCAAGCCACGGUUGACGUGGACGGCAGCGUCCCAACGGUCGAGGACGACCCUCGGACGGGUUGUUCGAGAGAUUGGCGCCUCAACGUGGAGGGUGAUCUGGAUGGUCGUCUUGUUUUGGGCGUAUCUUGCAUACAAGGGAUAGAGGAGCCACUAUCCACGAGCGUGUAUAACAUCAUUGGCACAUAUUUUUGGCAGCAUUCAGCGGGUUGGUUGCAUCGACGGACUAACAGUUUAAGAGUGAAGGUGGCCGGUGUAUUGCUUGGGUACGUAUGUAAAAGGUCUGUCGGCACCGUACACUUUUGUAUUCUAUUCUAGCCUCGGACGACGGGCCAAGGGGCAAUAAUGGACUUUUCUGUGUUUA